UUCAGGCUCCUGUAGCAGUUAGGAGACUAAGCAUGGUGGCUGGCAUGUUAAUGCCCCUGCAGCAACUCAGGGCAAUUUAUGAGCUGUUGUUUCGCGAUGGGGUUAUGGUGGCCAAGAAUGAUCGUAGGCCACAGAGUCAACACCCUGAACUGGGGGAUGUCACCAACCUGCAGGUGAUCCAAGCAUUACGCUCGCUGAAAUGCCGCGGGUUUGUGCGGGAGAGUUUCGUCUGGAAACAUCAUUACUGGUACCUGACAGACGAGGGGAUUCGCUUCCUCCAACAAUUCCUUCACUUACCCGCGGACAUUGUUCCGGUGUCACUGCACAGAGUUCCAAGGGCCACGAGGAGAGCGGCCCCACCUCCGGCCCGACCCUUACCCAGACCCCGUCCUGCGCCCAGGGUCGAGGGUCAGUGGGAGAGUCGGGAGUAUCGCCGGAUCGAGGAACUGACAGUCGAGAAGGUGACUGAGGUCAAACUGGAGCAGAAAAUAGCCCCCAGAGCAGGUUAGCCAGCACUCCUCUCUCUGUCACUGUCUCUCUAUCUCUCUCUCUCUCUCCCAUGAUAAUGACUGCAUGUUGCAGAUGACUCACAUCCUGAUUGAGUUUCCGGGCCUAGUCCUCCUCAACUGCUCCUGUGUGUGUGCAAAUCUCCCUUAGCACUGAUCUGCUGACAGUGCAGCACUCCCCCAGUACUGACAGUGCGGCACUCCCCCAGUACUGACAGUGCGGCACUCCCUCAGUACUGAC
This is a messenger RNA of Carcharodon carcharias (great white shark), 747 nucleotides long. Its product is annotated as 40S ribosomal protein S10-like. The transcript has a single exon. Gene Ontology annotation, cellular component: cytosolic small ribosomal subunit. The record is from RefSeq and is a predicted model, not a curated record. Lineage: Eukaryota; Metazoa; Chordata; Chondrichthyes; Lamniformes; Lamnidae. The coding region runs from base 33 to 509 and encodes 158 amino acids. Gene Ontology annotation, molecular function: RNA binding; structural constituent of ribosome.